Messenger RNA from Calypte anna (Anna's hummingbird), 8720 nucleotides. It is a transcript of the gene GREB1L, whose product is annotated as GREB1 like retinoic acid receptor coactivator. The transcript has 34 exons. The record is from RefSeq and is a predicted model, not a curated record. Gene Ontology annotation, biological process: multicellular organism development; kidney development. Lineage: Eukaryota; Metazoa; Chordata; Aves; Apodiformes; Trochilidae. Bases 185 to 6100 code for a protein of 1971 amino acids.
AAAAAUUUUUUUUUUUUUUUAAGUGAGGGAGGGGUGGAAGGAGAGCUCUUGAACUUCUUCUCUCUCUGCCCAGUAAGGUGUUCAGGAGUUGUAAGCAAUUUUGCAACAAGGCUUCACACACUCCUAGCCGCAUCCUUUAAUCAUGACUGCAUUUCAAAUAGGUUAAAAGGAAUCUGAGAAGAUCAUGGGGAAUUCAUAUGCAGGGCAGCUGAAAUCUGCCCGUUUUGAAGAAGCUCUUCAUAACUCUAUAGAAGCUUCUCUGAGAUGUAGCAGUGUUGUCCCACGGCCAAUCUUCUCACAGCUGUACCUGGAUCCUGACCAGCCUCCUUUCUUGCCGGAAGAUGUGAAGCCGAAAGUAGAAGAGUUGGAUAAAGAGUUAGUACAUCGCUAUUCACAAAAUGGAAACCUGGACUUUUCUACCAACCAAACUGUUAAUGAAAUGGAAGAUGAAGAGGAAGAUGAAGACAUGUCAGAUUCAAGUAGUCCACCUAUUCCAUAUUCACAAAAACCUGCCCCGGAAGGGUCUUGCACAACUGAUGGUUUUUGUCAAGCAGGCAAGGAUUUACGGUUAGUGUCUCUGUGCACGGAGCAAAUUGAUAUCCCAGCAGGCUUCUUGUUAGUAGGAGCCAAAUCUCCCAACCUUCCUGAGCACAUUCUGGUCUGUGCUGUUGACAAGAGGUUUCUGCCAGAUGAUCAAGGAAAAAAUGCACUUUUAGGAUUUUCUGGGAAUUGUAUAGGAUGUGGAGAAAGAGGGUUUCGGUACUUCACAGAGUUUUCCAAUCAUAUCAACCUGAAAUUAACCACUCAGCCAAAGAAGCAGAAGCACUUAAAGUACUACCUAGUAAGAAGCUCCCAAGGUGUACUGUCAAAGGGACCCCUUAUUUGCUGGAAAGAAUGUAGAAGCAGGCAAUCAUCUGCUGCUAACCUCUCUGCUAAACCAAAUUCUUCGGUGUCACCGUCCACGACCCCAGAGGGUGGAUCAGCUAAUGGCUACAAAUCAGGGUUCACUCAGACAGAUUCUUCAGUGUUCAGUCCAGCAAAAUCAUCUUCUGCUGUUAACUUAAGUGGAACUCAGGACCCAUCUCGAAACAAGAACAUUGUGAAGCCCCUGGCUCUGUCAGUACAGCUUGUUGGAAAGGCAUUUGCUGCAGCUCCUCUUUCACUGCGUGGCACUGAUGUUGCUAAUGGAAACACUAAUGGAGGAAGAAAUAACAUACUGAAUUCUACAGUGUCUCGGCCAGUGCCUCACUCAACAUCUCCAAGCCCUGGCUGUGCAGCUGGAGACCAAGCAUCCAUGUCCAGUUCUGGACCACCAAAGAAACGUCACCGGGGAUGGUCUCCUGGGUCCCCAGUCCCUGCUUCUGGUGUGGCAGCAUCUGUUCCUACAAUUCGGCCUUCAGCAAGAACAGAGCCUCUUUUGUCAGUCCCAGUUCCUCAAUCCAUGUUAACUGGAAUUUUACAGCCUCAACCCAUCCCAGCAGGGGAGACUGUAAUAGUUCCUGAAAACCUGCUGAAUAACUCAGGAGUCAGACCAGUGAUUCUGAUAGGUUAUGGCACUUUACCUUAUUUCUAUGGAAAUGUGGGUGAUAUUGUUGUAAGUCCCUUGCUGGUGAAUUGCUACAAGAUUCCACAGCUGGAAAAUAAGGAUUUAGAUCUCUUGGGUUUGACCAGCAGUCAGCUGCUAAGUGUGGAGAACAUGAUACUUCUAACUAUUCAGUAUCUUGUCCAACUAGGUCCUGACCAGAUACCCCUGAGGGAAGAAUUUGAACAGAUCAUGUUGAAAGCUAUGCAGGAGUUCACUCUAAGAGAGCGAUCCUUGCAAAUGAGCGCUCAGUGCAUCUCCGUGUCACCAGGUCAACUCCCUUGGCUUGCUAGGUUAAUCGCUAGCGUGUCCCGGGAUCUUGUGCACGUGGUUGUUACCCAGAACUCACUGGCAGAGGGCAUCUCGGAGACCUUGAGGUCUCUCAAUGAAAUGAAACAUCAGCAAAAGCUCCCAGAUUAUGUUGUUGCUAUUUGCGCAUCAAAGAUAAGAGGAAAUGAAUUCUGCGUAGUAGUCCUGGGUCAAUAUCAAUCUAGGGCACUUGCAGAAAGCAUGCUUACAACCAGUGAAUUUUUAAAAGAGAUCAGUUACGAGCUCAUCACAGGGAAAGUUAGUUUCCUGGCAUCACAUUUCAAAAAUACAUCUUUGGGUGAUGAUUUGGACAAGCUGCUGGAGAAAAUGCUACAGCAGCGAGGGGAAAGUGUCAUUAUUCCUUUUAAUGGAGAUGUUAGUGAGUGUGUGUCAUCUCAGGAAGCAAUUGCCAUGGUUUCUACACAAGAACCAGAUUUGGAUGUUGAUACCUUCCAAAUUUACCAGCCACAGCUUACAGUUGCCAGAAAGCUCUUGUCCCAGGUAUGUGCUAUAGCAGACAGUGGCAAUCAGAGCCUGGACCUGGGCCACUUCAGCAAAGUAGAUUUCAUCGUUAUCGUUCCCCGUUCGGAAGUGCUGGUGCAGCAAACUCUGCAGCGGAUUCGACAAUCAGGUGUCCUUGUGGACUUGGGCCUAGAAGACAAUGGAACAGCGUAUCAGAGAGCUGAGAAAUAUGUGGUUCGGCUGGACAACGAGAUUCAAACAAAAUUUGAAGUUUUCAUGAGACGAGUGAAGCAGAAUCCCUACACACUCUUUGUGCUGGUUCAUGACAAUGCCCACAUGGAUUUGACAAGUGCCAUUUCAAGUUCCCUGUCACACGGUGAGCCGAGUCACGGUCUGGCUGACAGAGUUAUUAAUUGCAGGGAGGUCCUUGAAGCAUUCAACCUCCUUGUUCUUCAGGUCAGCUCUUUUCCUUAUGCCUUACAAACACAGCAGUCCAGGAUCAGCUCUAGCAAUGAGGUGCAUUGGAUACAGUUUGAUACUGUGGAUGAUGCAGCAAGUGAAGAUAAGCUGUACUUUGGUUUGAAUGAAUACAGCAAAUCCCUCCAAUGGGGAGUCACAAGUCCACUUUUGAGAUGUGAUGAAACCUUUGAAAAAAUGGUCAGCACACUUUUAGAAAGGUACCCCCGGCUGCACAGCAUGGUGAUCCGCUGCUACCUUCUCAUUCAGCAGUAUUCCCAAGCCCUGAUGGCCCUCACAACCAUGGCCUCCCUAAGGGAUCACAGCACACCCGAAACCCUCAGCAUCAUGGAUGACCUUAUCACUUCUCCAGGAAAGGAUAAGAACGGCUGUGGCCACAUGCUCGUCAUUAGGGUGCCCUCUGUGCAAUUAGCCAUGCUGGCCAAGGAGAGGUUGCAAGAAGUAAGAGACAAGCUGGGUCUGCAGUAUCGUUUUGAGAUCCUCCUUGGGAACCCUGCCUCUGAGCUUACUGUUGCAAAACACUUUGUGACAAGGUUGAAGGCUUGGAGGGGAAAUGAGCAGGAUGACUGGAUCCCUCGCACCUAUCAGGAUUUGGAAGGUCUACCUUGCAUUGUUAUUCUAACUGGCAAGGAUCCUCUAGGAGAAACUUUCCCCAGGUCGUUGAAAUACUGUGACCUUCGACUAAUUGACUCGAGCUACUUAACUCGGACUGCAUUAGAGCAAGAAGUGGGCCUGGCAUGCUGCUACGUCUCCAAGGAGGCCAUUCGAGGGCCUAUUGUAGCUCUUGACCUCAGUGAGAAGGAGCAGGAGAAGGCUAAUGGCAGUGAGAAUGACUCUGAUGAGCUGUUGAUAGACUUGGACCGACCCCAGAGUAACAGCAGUGCUGUCACGGGAACCUCAGGUUCCCUUGCUGACAAUGGUGUCAGCUCCUCCAGUGCUGCAGACAAGUCUCAGAAGCAAGCCCCAUCACUUAACUUCCAGACUGUGGCACACAGCUCUGUAGAUGAGGGGACUUACCCCAGUUUCACAGCCGGAGAGACCCUGAAACAAGAAUGUGACUCCCUGGGUAACCAGAUGGCGAGCAGCACCACUUCAAAGCUGUCAUCUCUGUCUUCAGUCUCCCAGACAUUUCGAUGGCCUCCCCAUUCAGCCAAGGACAGCAGGGCCCUCCGUGCUGCCCUGCCACGCAUCGUCAUCCUGUCGAAAGCGGCCUACUGCCUCCUGAGCUCCCAGAAGAGCGGGAAUUUGCCUUCCUCCUCUUCCCUCCUGCCUCAUGCUGACGUCUCCUGGGUGAGCUCCCUGAGACCUCUGCUUCACAAGGACAUGAGCAGCGAGGAGCAGUCUCUGUACUACAGGCAGUGGACCACAGCCCGACAGCAUCACGCCGACUUCAGCAAUCAGGGGGAGGCAUCAGGAUCGAGAAGUUUUCACCCCAGGAGGCUGCUUUUGACAGGACCACCACAAGUGGGGAAGACUGGCUCAUACUUGCAGUUCCUAAGGAUUCUUUUCCGCAUGCUGAUCCGGUUGCUGGAAGUAGAUGUGUAUGAUGAAGAAGAGAUUAAUGCCAAUCAUACAGAAAACAGUGAAAUUACUCAGUCUAGCAAUGACCACUGGCCAGAUAUUGAGAUCUUCAGCAAAAUGGCUUUUGACUUGAAUGUACAUGACCCCAAGUACAGAACUAUAAGUCCUGUAUACACGGAACAACUGUCAAGAGUGAAACAGGAAACAAGCAAAGAAUCAAAAUCAGCAGAACCUAAGAAAAGGGAGACUGUGUCCAUGAUGUUGACUAAAUAUGCAGCUUACAAUACGUUCCAUCACUGUGAGCAGUGCCACCAGUAUAUGGACAUUAACCCUGCUGCACAGCUAUCUGACUCCACUCUGCAUGCAUUCACAUUUUCAUCCUCAAUGCUAGGAGAAGAGGUUCAGCUACACUUUAUUAUCCCCAAGUCCAAAGAGAACCAUUUUGUCUUCAGCAAGCAGGGAAAGCAUCUAGAAAGUAUGCGUCUCCCACUCGUUUCUGACAAGAAUUUGAAUGCAGUCAAGAGCCCUAUCUUCACUCCAUCGAGUGGACGUCAUGAACAUGGCCUCUUGAACCUCUACCAUGCCAUGGAAGGCAUCAGCCACCUUCACCUCCUGGUAGUCAAGGAAUAUGAAAUGCCACUCUACCGUAAAUACUGGCCCAACCACAUCAUGCUUGUCCUGCCAGGCAUGUUCAACAAUGCUGGCGUUGGUGCUGCCAGGUUUCUUAUUAAGGAACUUUCCUACCACAACCUAGAGCUGGAACGAAACCGCUUGGAGGAACUGGGAGUCAAGCGCCAGUGCGUGUGGCCCUUCAUCGUGGUCAUGGAUGACUCCUGUGUCUUGUGGAACAUGCACAGCAUCCAUGAGCAGUCGAGCCAGUCCCUGGAGCCUGGGGGUUCCAGCAAGAAUGUGUCUCUGAAAAGUGUCCUCCAGCAUAUGGAAGCCACCCCCAAAAUUGUUCAUUAUGCUAUACUGGGUGUUCAGAAAUGGAACAGCAAGCUGAAUGCCAGGAAAGCAAAGGCUCCAUUCUCCAGGUGCCACGUGAGAGAUUUUAUACUGCUCAACAUAGACCUGACCCAGAACGUGCAAUAUGAUCUAAACAGGUAUUUCUGUGAAGAUGUGGAUUUUAAUCUGCGGACAAACAGCAGUGGUUUGCUCAUCUGCCGCUUCAACAACUUCAGUGUCAUGAAGAAGCAUAUUCAGGUUGGAGGGCAAAAGGACUUUGUUGUUAAGCCAAAGAUUAUGGUUUCAGAGAGUCUGGCACCGAUAAUGCCUCUUCAGUAUGUCUGUGCCCCUGACAGUGAGCAUACCUUGUUGGCAGCCCCAUCACAGUUCCUCCUGGAGAAAUUCCUGCAGCAUGCGACGUACAAACUCUUCCCCAAGGCCAUCCACAACUUCAAGAACCCUGUGCUGGCCAUUGACUGCUACCUGAACAUCGGGCUUGAGGUGGCCAUAUGCUACGUUAGUUCCCGCCCUCACUCAGUCAACGUCAACUGCGAAGGGGUGUUCUUCAGUGGCCUCCUGCUCUAUCUCUGUGACUCCUUCGUUGGUGCAGACCUCCUCAAGAGGUUCAGGUUUCUGAAAGGUGCCACCCUGUGUGUCAUAUGCCAAGACAGAAGCUCACUACGGCAGACCAUAGUCCGGUUGGAGCUGGAGGAUGAGUGGCAGUUCCGGCUUCGGGAUGAGUUUCAAACUGCUAACAGCAGUGAUGACAAACCACUCUAUUUCCUUACUGGGCGCCAUAUAUAAGCUUCAUUAGGACCCCACUGACAAAGGGAAAAAGAAAAAACCAAACUUGUUGUUUUGUUUUGGUGUUUUGUUUGUUUGUUUUUUUAAAAAAAAAAGUACAAUCACUGUGGAGCAAAGUGCAACCAAUAUUUAUCUAGACUGCUCUAGAGGAUUCCCCACAACUCUGAAGCAGGCUUUAUUGCUAGGAAUAAAAAUUACCACAUCAGUUAUGGUUUAAAGCAUUCUGGAUUCCAGAUAUUUUCACACCCGUCUCAACUGCCGACACUAAAUCACACUGACAACCAAGCUGUAGGAUCUAGGAAGAGGAUGUAAUUUGGUUGAGGAAGAAUUCUUUUUAUAUUCAGCUGAGCUAGGGGGGAAGGAGCUGCUCCCAGCAGCUGUUGGCUUGAAUGUGUUACACGAAAUGCAACCCAGUGUGUGGAAUUUAUUGAAGAUGUGCGGGGGAGAGCCCACCGUGUCUCUUCAGCUCUGUACCGUGGUACAGGAAUACUCAGGGGUUUGAAACUACAAUAUAAUGUAGAUACUUGUGUUAAAAGGAAUAGUCUUGUUCUCUGUGCAGUGUUAGUUUAAAAAUUCGUAAUUGUGUAUGUAUUGAAACUGUCUUUGACAAAAUUUCCACAGGUGUUCAAAGUUUACUGCUUAAACCUGAACAAAAUCAGCAAAUGUGUGUGGCAGGGACUGUGCACCCAGGUUCUCCCCAGCAGCGUUAUUUCACCCCAUUAGACACCUCCUGACUCCAGGGACAAAGCAAAAGGCUUCUUCUUGACGCUUUCUCUUCAGCUAGAGGCCAGAAUAUCUUCAAAAUACCUGCAGUUCCUCACUCUUCUCAGAGUUUUCAAAACCUGUGGUCUGUCCUCCUUGGCCUAUGGAAAUGAGUCCCCAUGGCAGGGCUGAUGCCUUUGUGGUGGCCACGUGCAGCAUCCCCUCUGUGUCCUUCUCACUCAGUGCCUGUUGGCUGCAGAGCUGAGGUCAGGUCUCUCACUUCAUACCUGUGCCUGAAGCAGCAUUAAAAAAAAAAAAAGAAAGGAAAAAGAAAAGGUGCAGGAGGGCAACAACACUGCCUGAGCUGGACCUGAGAGAAAGGGGAGAGAUUUUAGAAGAAGCUCCAGGGGGGUGGCCGAGGAGAAGUCGCAGCAUGCUGGGACCACUCAGGAGAUAACCUGUCCAGUAGCAAAAGAGCUUUGAAUGUGUCACCCAACACUGUCAGCCCUUAAUUUUUUUAUUAACUGCUGUAAAUAUUGGUUGUUGCACAUUGGUCUACUUAGGAACACCUUACUGAUCCUUGUGAAGUUGUUGCAGAAGGAACCAGGUGCAGGAGCUUUUGGUCCUCAGGGUUAAAUCACAGCAGAACUCUGCUCUACUCAUGCAGCUCACCUGGGCUACCCCACUGAGGUUUCCAUACAAAUAAAUAAUGAAUAAUCUUCCUGCACAUCAUGACCCCUUUAUUAAAAAGAAAAAAGCAGCAUGUUCUGAAAAACAGUUCAGGAAUCUUAAUUUACUCCCCCCCCAAAAAAAGCAAUGAAAUUCAGGCAUCUUUAUACUUGACCUGCAACUCAUUGGAGAAGGACCUGCCAAAGCUGCAUUUAUUUUUUUUUAUGCAUAGUGCUAAUUAAGCAACUUUUUUAUCUUGUGAAGAGAAAUGUUUACAGAUGAAAACACAUAAUAUAUUUGACAGAGGAUAAAUGAAAAUGGUUUUGCAUAUGUCUGUGUUAACGUAGCUUAACUCUGAUGCUGUAAAUUUAGCAAGUUUCAGAUGGACAACCUGCCUUACCUAUUUUAACACUUGGAAGAAGUAGGGAUGUAAAAGAUGCUUCUGAAGGUAUUCCAGUAACUCUGGUUUUGCCAGAAGGGCUCAAGGCCAACCCCGAGUCUUGGUGUGGUGUAGAAGGUUCAGGGAUGAUGUGUCCAAAAACGGUUUCCUUUUUGUUUGUGUACUUGAUGUUUGCACUAAGUUCUGAAAAAAAAUUCCAGGUGCUGAGACUACUGUGAAGCUUUAGCCCCACUGGUGAAGCUGUGUGAAACUGUCCCGAAGGUCGAGAAUGCAAGUCAGGGAGUCAGUUUAUUGUCCCACCUUUACCAACAAACAGUAAACCUGUUUAUUUAACUCUCAAAAGUGGGGAUUUUUGGUAACACCCUGGCCAGGAGGUGCAACACCAGCUCAAAGGGUGCAGGCCCAUCCCCCUGAACGCUUUUCCCACCUCCCCUGGGGAGACCCUUCUUUGACAUCAAGGUUAUUGCUGUUCUGUUUUGGUUUUAAGCCUCCUCAUCAAGGCCAUUCUUAUGAAUGUAUUCAGCUGGCCAGCGUUGUAUCUUACCUGUAGAUGUUCUUGUCUAUUCACAGGUUAAAUUUGAAUGUAAACUAAGAUUUAAAGAAUCAUAUACAGAUGCUUUUUUUUUUUUUUUUUUUUUGCUUAACUUAUGUAAUUGCUCUUUGUGACUUUUGGAAGAGGGUUUAAAAAUGUUGCUUUCCUAGUGUAAAGUUUUCUUAACUAAAAACUUGGUGAAUUUAGCUUCACUAGUCAGUCUACCUCAUGUUAUUGUUUAUGAACUGAAACUGUCUGAAGUCGUGGCUAUGCUUUGUUUAUAAUGUGCUUUCAUUAAAUUUGAAUAUAUUAAGUUA